AUGUACAUGGCUAAUGAUCGAGUACCUUCACGAGAAGAAAGUUUAAGGGAAAAGAUAACUAAAUUCACUCUAGUAUCGUACCUGUUGCUGGCUACAGCCACUGCUAUCGCAACAGCCUUGCCACUGCAACGAUUGCAACGUGACGUUUCCGAGUUGCUACCACCACAACCAUCCUACAGCUAUCUGCCACCCGAAGCCAAACUUGCUCUACCCGAAGACGCGCAGUCGACUACAGUUGAACCUAUUGUGGCUGAGACUGAAGCACCCGCCACCGCCGAUGCCGAAUCUGAUGCCAUGUUAGAAGGAACUGCUCUUGGUGCCAACGGCUAUGAAUACCGCACCGUACGCCGUCUUAAGUACCGCCAACGCAUACGCCGUGACGUCUCGCACUUAUCGCCUUCCUACCUGCCACCAAGCCCAUCGUAUUUGCCCCCAAGUGCGAACACUGAUGACUCAGAUGUAGUGAACGCUGCCCAACCUAAAAUCGCUCCGAUCUAUUUGCCUCCAACUGUUGAGGACGUCAGCACAGCAGCACCAAUUGUUGUGGAAGAAGAAAUGGAAACUGAACCACCAGUAGCACAAGAGGAGGAACAAGAAGUGCCAGCUCAACCAGAAGUACGUGCUCAGGAAGAAGAAGCACCACAAGAUAGCGCCAUACUAAUGGAUGACGGCUAUCACUACAAGCAACCGGCGGAAGAAAUGCCUCUGCCAAAGGCAGUAAGCGAGAGUGAGUACUUGCCACCACUAGAGGAAGGUCAAGCGGAGGCUGAGGGUCCUGAGGAAAGCGCUGUACUAGCCGAUGAUGGGUACCAUUAUCGCGCUAUCAAGCGUUUAAGAUUGUAAAAUUGAAAAGGCUCAUACACACACAUAAUGUAUUAUUUUGUUUAUUAAUUGAAAUUGUUAGAUCCUGUAGUUAUGCAUGAAUGUUUUAGUAUAAUAAUAAAAGAAAUUUGCUUUAUCAUUAUUUGGCAUUUAAUUUAA
Molecule: messenger RNA, 981 nt
Organism: Anastrepha obliqua
Lineage: Eukaryota; Metazoa; Arthropoda; Insecta; Diptera; Tephritidae
Exons: 2
Coding region: 1-843 (280 amino acids)
Source: RefSeq, a predicted model, not a curated record